Molecule: messenger RNA, 1172 nt
Organism: Lindgomyces ingoldianus
Lineage: Eukaryota; Fungi; Ascomycota; Dothideomycetes; Pleosporales; Lindgomycetaceae
Product: vesicle transport V-SNARE protein
Exons: 3
Coding region: 142-930 (262 amino acids)
Biological process (GO): vesicle fusion; endoplasmic reticulum to Golgi vesicle-mediated transport
Cellular component (GO): endoplasmic reticulum membrane; late endosome membrane; Golgi apparatus
Molecular function (GO): SNARE binding; SNAP receptor activity
Source: RefSeq, a predicted model, not a curated record
GCCUAACAUCCCGCGCAACACCAAAGAAUAACUUCUGCAAGCUCUUCAAAGCUCACUAUAACUCCGCGACACCAAGUCCAGCCCCACGGAGCCUCUACCAAGGCUGGCCACACCCGGCAAUUCCUCCGCACCCCUUCCACAAUGAACGCCCUCUUCAACUCCGCCCUCCGACAAAGCAUAUCUAUCCGCAAAGACCUCGACCUCUUCGCCGAUUCGUCAUCACCUUCCCCCGCGCUCCAGGGCCAGAUCAACGCGUCCCUAACCUCGUUUUCGCGGACAAUUGACGACUAUGCGAAGCUUGCGAAACAGGAGCCUAUUGCUACGAAGCAGGAGAAGGCGUUUGAGAGAUUAAAAGGGUUUAGACAGGAGCUAGGGGACUACCGAGAGCAGUUUCAGAGGAUAAAAGGGCUGAAUGAUGAGAUGCAAACAACAGCCGCCCGCACCGAACUCCUCGGCCGUCGUCCACACCACGCCUCUACGCCCGAAAACCCCUACGCCAAUCCCUCCUCUUCCACGCACACCAACCCCCUCUUUGCCGCCUCCACGUCCGCCUCUACCCAAAAUCCCAACUCUCCAUACCGCCCCAACCCUUCAUCCUCUUCGUACGCUGGCACCGCCCUUGGCGCCUCUCCACAAGACUACAACCGCGAAUCGCAUGCCUUCCGCGAACAAAACUUUCUGUCGCAGACGGGCGCGCAACUUGACGAGUUCCUGGACCGCGGGCGUGCCGUAUUGGGGGAUUUGGGACAGCAGAGAGAGAUGUUGAAGGGCACGCAGAGGAGGCUAUAUAGUGUGGCGAAUACCCUGGGGGUGAGUGGGGAUACGAUUAGGAUGGUAGAAAGGAGGGCGAGACAGGAUAAGUGGAUUUUUUGGACAGGCGUAGUAUGCUUCUUUCUAUUUUGUUGGCUAGUGUUGCAUUUUCUGCGGUGAGAGGGGAAAUGUGUUUAGACUGGAAGACGGUUGGGAGAUUCUGGAAGAGAGCGAACGGUUGUUCUUCAUGUUUUACUUCUUGUGUAUCCAUAUUUUGCGUAUGUGGGUUGGAAUGCUAGGCGGCGGCGUUUGCGAAGGAAGCUUUACCGAGGGUUGCACGCCCUUUUUGACGGGAUUAGCGUUGAGUAUUAUGUGCAUGGGCUUUUAGAUCCAGGCCAGGCUGAGCAGGCAGGCGAUCUUCC